This is a messenger RNA of Brassica napus (rape), 1114 nucleotides long. Its product is annotated as TATA-box-binding protein 1. Bases 266 to 868 code for a protein of 200 amino acids. Lineage: Eukaryota; Viridiplantae; Streptophyta; Magnoliopsida; Brassicales; Brassicaceae. Gene Ontology annotation, biological process: DNA-templated transcription initiation. The record is from RefSeq and is a predicted model, not a curated record. Gene Ontology annotation, molecular function: RNA polymerase II general transcription initiation factor activity; DNA binding. The transcript has 10 exons.
CUAACCAAUUCCAAAACGCAAGCGAUAGCCUCUCUCCUCACAGAUCUAAAAGAGACCUCAUCCUCCUCGUUCAUACAUAAAGAGAGAAAACGAAAGAGAGAGCCAAAUCACUCUCCCCCUUUAUAUAAACUCCCAUUUACAAAAUCUUUUUUUCCCUCUCCAAUCCUUCAGAUCUGUAUAUAAAAGCCUCACCUCUUCGUUUCAUUUCCCCAAAUCUCCACGAAAACCCUAGAUUUCGUGUCCGAAUCUCUCUUACGAAAGGCAAAUGACAGAUCAAGGAUUGGAAGGGAGUAAUCCAGUGGACCUAGCCGAGCAUCCUUCAGGGAUUGUGCCUACUCUUCAGAACAUUGUGUCGACGGUGAACUUGGACUGCAAGCUAGAUCUUAAAGCCAUCGCUUUGCAAGCUCGUAAUGCUGAAUACAAUCCUAAGCGUUUUGCUGCUGUGAUCAUGCGGAUUAGAGAACCAAAGACUACAGCAUUAAUUUUUGCCUCUGGUAAAAUGGUUUGUACUGGAGCCAAGAGUGAAUACUUUUCAAAGAUGGCUGCAAGAAAGUAUGCUCGGAUUGUCCAAAAGCUUGGUUUUCCUGCAAAGUUCAAGGAUUUCAAGAUUCAGAAUAUAGUAGGUUCUUGUGAUGUCAAGUUCCCUAUCAGACUUGAAGGUCUUGCAUACUCUCACGCCGCUUUCUCAAGUUACGAGCCUGAGUUGUUUCCGGGGCUAAUCUACAGGAUGAAAGUGCCUAAGAUUGUGCUACUAAUUUUUGUGUCUGGCAAAAUAGUCAUCACUGGAGCCAAGAUGAGAGAGGAGACUUACAAAGCCUUUGAGAAUAUAUACCCGGUCCUCACGGAGUUCAGGAAGAUCCAGCAAUAAGUGGCGAGUUUGUGCUUUGCAAAAGCUAAGUUGUGUGGUGUUUUAGCACCUUGGAGUUGCUUAACCUGCUGAGAAUUUUGUCCUUGAACAAAGGCUCUCGAAGUUCUUUUGUAUUACUGUUUAAGAUUCUAAUAGAACAUUGUAAAUACUCAAAUGGAGACGAUUUUUCUGUUGUUUUUUUCUGCUCCAAGAUCAAGUUUAUUUUCACACGUUAAAAAGUACAACAGUAUAGUUUCGUUUUUAUCA